Molecule: messenger RNA, 915 nt
Organism: Anopheles maculipalpis
Lineage: Eukaryota; Metazoa; Arthropoda; Insecta; Diptera; Culicidae
Exons: 6
Coding region: 1-915 (304 amino acids)
Biological process (GO): regulation of transcription by RNA polymerase II
Cellular component (GO): transcription regulator complex; nucleus
Source: RefSeq, a predicted model, not a curated record
AUGGUUGGCAAAAGGGCUUACAGAAAUUUUAACAUACCAACAACACUCCACUUUAUAUCGGAGGUUAAACUACACCGAUGCCUGUGGGAUCAGACGCACCAGGAUCACUUGAAUAAAAACGCACGGGAUAAAGCAUGGGAAGAACUUUCCCUGAGUUUGGGCUACAAUGCGGACGAAUUGGUUGCCAAGUGGCAAUCGCUCCGAUCUUCGUUCCGGCAGUACCGAUUCCUAAAACGACGAGCGAAAGAGAGUGGUGACGCCAAGGCUCAGAUCAUUAAGUGGCCGUAUUAUUCUGCCAUGAGUUAUACGAAUCGUUCAUCAGACGAUAACGAUUUGCAGGUGAUUUCCUUAAGCAGUUGCUUAGAAACAAGACUGGUACCGGAAACGUCCGGUAUACCGCCAAGUACCGCCAAAAGGCCACUAACAAAUCCGGAGCCAACUACACAUUCGAUCGUCAGUGAGGAGAUCCAGAUUUCUGAUCCUGAUCAAGAUUCAACCGAAGAAUAUCAACCGCCAACCAAACAAGUCCCGGAAAAAAUCUUAUUAACCAAACCCGCUCCUUUUAUAAAAAAGCAAACACCUCUAAAACUAGGCUCCAAGCAACCAGCGAUCGCUAAAUCAACCGUUCCAACAACUUCUCAUAAAAUGCUGAAGGAACCAGAAUUCGUUGCUAUCCAGGUGGAAGCAAUCGAUCUACCGUCACCGAUUGAGCAAACGUUUACCGGCGAGGGGCACGGUUGCAGUAUGCGUGUGCAGUACGAGGAUGAAGUGUAUGGUCACAGCAUUGCGCUACAAAUGAAACAGUUUUCCCCGAAAACGAAACGAAUGCUACAAAUCCAAAUACAUGAACUCAUCUCAAAAGCACAGAAGCAAGCAUUUGCAAAAGAUUUCGGUUUCUCUUACGAUAGUAGUUAA